AUGCAUGCCAAGCGUCCAGCGCGCAUCGUCUCCGCGCCGCUCAGCCAGCUGCGGCCGGCGCCGCCGGCCGCGCUGGCGUCAUGGGAUCCCUUAGUCAACCCCGCGGCCCACACGGCCGACCGGAAGCUGCGCCUCCUCCCCGGCCUGUGCCCGGCCGCCGAGGAUCCAGAAGAGCAUCAGCCGGAAGCCGAGCGGGCGGCCGGCGGCGGCGGCGGCGCCGCGGCGUUCGCGUUCGCGGCGCGCCAGGAGCUGCGGCGUGGCCGGCUGCUUGACCUCCGCGGCCGCGGCCGCGGCGCGGACUGGGUGCCCGCGGUAGUCGCCGAGAAGCUGGCGUGGGGCUGCGGGCCGCUGGCGGCGGGCGUGCGGCGGGAGCUGCGCGCGCUCGGCCCCGGCGCGCCGCGCGGCGACAAGUGGCGGCUGCUGUUUUCGCGGCUGGCCGCGGCGGUCGCGCCGAGUGAGCUGCUGUUUGGGCCCGGCGGCGAGGGCGAGGGCGAGGGCGGCGGCGCGGCGGGCGCGGCGGGCGCGGCGGCGGCGUGCGAGGCGGUGGUGCAGCAUCUGCACUCGGAGUGGGCGGCGCGGCCGGCCGGCGAGGACGGGCGGCGGGGGCGGCUGCGGGUGGCGUGGCACGAGGCGGCGCUGCACGAGGCGCCGGCGGAGGGUGACACCGCCUGCUGGGUCGUGCGGCUUGACACGGGCAAGGUCCGGAAGCUGCGCCACGCGCAGCUGCUCGCCGGCGACGCCCGCGUCCGCCGCAUGCUGACGUGGGAGGCUGAGUCAGCGUCCUGGGUCGAGCUGCGGGCGCUCGCCGGAGGGGGCGCCCGGCGGCCGCCCGAACUGCAGCACGUGUUGAGUGAGGCGCAAAAGCGGUUCGAAGAGUCCUGCCGCCCCAAGCGCCGCGGGCCGGACGCCCUUGCGGCCGCCGCCGCGCGGCUGCUGCGCCGGAUGGCGCGGAGCGGGGGCCUGUACUGGCCUCUGUCGGCCGGCGCAGCACUGAUCGGGCGCGCGGCGGGCGCGGCGGCGGGGCGGGGGCGGCGAAAGAGCGGCCCGCCGCGCGGCGCGGGGGCGGCGGGGGACGGCACGGCAGGGGAGGGCGCGACCACGCCCGAGCCGUCCGGCGGGGCCGCGGUGGCCGAAGUCGGCGGGCGGCAGCAGCAGCAGCAGGGGCAGCAGCGGCGCGGCCGCAAGCGGCGCAGCAGGUUUGCCGUGUCGCCCGUCAAUUCCGAGGACGAGGCGGAGAUAUCUCGGCUCUCGCAGCAGUUGGAUGGGAGCCGCGCCGCCACGCCGGCAAGAGGCCGCCCGCGGGGGGACGGGGAGGGGGAGGGCGGCGGGGAUGGUGCCGGUGACGACGCGCGAAGCCCGAUCAAUGGCGGCGGCGGCGGCGGCGGCGGCGGCAGCGGUAGGAAGAAGGCGCGCGGGACGCCGAAAGCCACUGCAGAGGAGCGGCGGGAGCGGCGGGCGCAGGAGAAUAAUGCGAAGACCGACGCCUUCACCAACGAGCUGCUGCUGCGAAACCAAGCGGCGCUGCAGGCCGCCGCCGCCGCCGCCGCCGCGGAGGGUGCCGCGGCCCCGGGCGGCGCUGUGGCCGCAGGCGCCAGCGCCGGCGCCGCGGCCGCGCUGGUGUUUGGGGGCGGGGACCCCGAGGGGCGGGAGCUUUAUGAGGAUCCCGCCCGCGCGGGCGCGGCGCCAAAGGCGCAGCGCGACGGCGGCGGCGGCGGCGGCGACAACGGCGCCGGUGCGCCGGCGGGCGCGGAGGAAGGCGGCGGCGGCGGCGGCGCAGCAGCGGCGGACAGCGACAGCGAUUUCGAGGUGGUGGAGGAGGCGCAACACGAGGGGUCGCGGCGGCGGCGCGGGGGCGGCGGCGGCGGCGCCGGCGCAGCCGGGGCCGCGAGGCGGAGGGACGAGGCGGGCGGGUGCAUCCUGGCGCACUCAAUGGUGGGCGGCGCGAAGGGCCCGGAGUGGGAGCCCCAUCGGCACUCCAUUCUCAUAUUAUAG
Messenger RNA from Monoraphidium neglectum, 1992 nucleotides. RefSeq lists its product as hypothetical. The record is from RefSeq and is a predicted model, not a curated record. The transcript is spliced from 5 exons. The coding region runs from base 1 to 1992 and encodes 663 amino acids. Lineage: Eukaryota; Viridiplantae; Chlorophyta; Chlorophyceae; Sphaeropleales; Selenastraceae.